Messenger RNA from Dreissena polymorpha, 10749 nucleotides. Its product is annotated as mitochondrial thiamine pyrophosphate carrier-like. The transcript is spliced from 7 exons. Gene Ontology annotation, biological process: thiamine pyrophosphate transmembrane transport. Gene Ontology annotation, molecular function: thiamine transmembrane transporter activity. NCBI's taxonomy places the organism in Eukaryota, Metazoa, Mollusca, Bivalvia, Myida, Dreissenidae. Gene Ontology annotation, cellular component: mitochondrial inner membrane. The record is from RefSeq and is a predicted model, not a curated record. The coding region runs from base 104 to 1048 and encodes 314 amino acids.
CACUGUAUGAGAGAUUGAAAGUGAAUGCCAAUGGUAAACACAGUUUUACCCUGCUUAAUGGUUUUACCAGGCAAUGGUGUAGGCAUAGCAUACUGUCAGAUCAAUGGUUGGCUACAAUCCUGAAUUGAAGAUAAACAAGGCAGACCAGGCCAAGGCUGGGGCUAUCAGUAACGUCAUUGCAAGAGCAGUCACACAGCCAUUUGAUGUGUUGAAAAUACGAUUUCAGCUGCAGCUGGAGCCUAUAUCAGCGGGCAGCAGCAGUUCUAAGUACCAGAGCCUGCUUCAGGCUGUGAAAUGUAUGGUGAGAGAGGAAGGGCCAAGGGCACUGUGGAAAGGUCAUCUCCCAGCACAGUGCCUCUCAGUCAGCUUUGGAGUUGUAGAGUUUGUUUGCUUUGAAAACAUCACAAAACAUGUUUGGUUUCACUUGCCCCACGAGUUGAGCACAACAUACAAGCCACUGACCCAUGCAGUCAGCGGGGGAAUGUCUAGUUGCCUAGCAACAGUUGUCGUGCAACCAAUCGACAUCAUCAGAACAAGACUUGUUGCACAGGGGGAACCAAAAGUGUACAGGUCUAUGUACCAUGCUGCUGAGAGCAUAAUCAGACUUGAGGGUGUGAGGGGUUUCUACAAGGGAUUGAUCCCUGCCUGCAUUGGAGUGGCCCCUCAGAUGGGGCUGCAGUUUGGAUUCUAUGCGCUACUUCAGCGUGUCUGGAAUACAGCCUUGAAUCUGCCUUAUGAGCAUCAUCCUGGUGGUGUGGAAAGCUUUAUCUGUGGCUCAGGGUCAGGCUUCAUUAGCAAGCUUCUCAUCUACCCCAUGGAUCUCACAAAGAAGCGGCUGCAGGUUCAGGGGUUUGAGGACGCUAGGAAGAGAUUUGGUGCUGUCCACCAGUACAGGGGUCUAGCCCACUGUCUGUCUUCAACCCUCCAACACGAGGGAGUUCGGGGCUUGUACAAGGGUCUGGCUCCCAGCCUGCUUAAGGCAGUGUUUGCGACAGGAACCAUAUUCUGUGUUUAUGAUCAAGUGUGCUUUUUUCUGGCUAACAGAUAAUGCUGGUUGUGUUAAUACUGUUGGCAUAUCUGGUUGUUUUGGGAUAUGCUUAUUAUUUAUUUAUGCAUACUAUGGCCAGUGGAUGAGAAUAAUAGUCCUAGUGGGGAAAGUCAACAUCAGAACCAAAUUUCUCCCACUACGCUUUCUUUCUUGAUUUACCCUUCUAGAUAAGGCUUGCAAAAUGUUCCUUAUGAAAAAUUAAUUUUACGAACAAUCAUAGAAAAGACGUUAUGGCAUAAGUUAUGGCUAAAAAGCUUUUAUGAUAAUUACUAUUAUCUUGAAAAUGGGCAAUAUUGCUAAUAAAGGACAUUGCAGAAUGUGCACACAUCAGGUUUGUUGGUGUUAUUUCAUGCGUCAAAAGGUGACUCAUCAUAAAAAUGACUUCUGUUGCUCGCAGUAUUCGAGGUAGAAUGUAGCUUUAAUUUAAUGAUCAGGUAAACUGUGGCUUCCUAUGAUGAAUAAGAGCAUGCUAACCUACGAUUUAAUGUUCAAUGUAAGUAAGGUAAUAUGCAGAUUUCUUUUUACUAUUUAAAUACCAGUAUUUAAGGACUUGUGUAUUUACAUUAUGUAUUUAUGUAGCUGCAACUAAAAUGUUCUAUACCAUUAUAUUUACAUAACAUAUAUUAUUUGCUACCUCAAAUACUCAUGCUGUAUCUGUAUCACUGAAUAUGUUAUUUAAUGAAGAAGAAUGGCUCCCAUUUGCACUUGUCACCUGGUGUGGUGAUUAACUACUGACUGUAAUAAUUAUGAAAACAAGGAUAUCUAGGUCUUAUUCUAGGAAUAUUAUUUUUGAAUCAUUUGAUGGACUCGAUGAUUAAUGUUUUAUACCAAUAUAAAGAAGUGAAACUCCAGUUGUUUCAGCAGUAUUGCAUUCCUAUUAUAACCACAUUCAUGGUCCUUUAUUCAUGGCAAGUAACCAAUUGCCAAAACAGUAUGGCACAAUAUGAAACAACAUACACACCUAGUAGAAUAAAGCUGGGGUCACCGUCUUGGAACCGCUCAUCAUCAGCAAUUUUCACAUAUAAAAUUUAAUGUAAAUAUUCCUGGUCAUCAAAUUGUUUUAUGUAUAUAUCUUCUACUUAUGCUGUAAAAUGGAUGUGUAAAUUUUGAACUUUGGGGUAAUUGAAAAUAAUGUAAAAAAUAAUAAGAUCAAAUUAUCUUAUGUAUUUAUCUUAUGUAAUUUCAUGUAUUCAUGUUUUCUGUUUAGUAAGUAUGAUCUGUAUGAACAGUUUUAGUUUUUACACAUAGAAACCUUACAUCCUAAAUCCAACUUUCUCACAUGUCCUUUCGUCAUUUAUAGCUUAUUGUAAUUUAUAGUCUUUUGGCAGUAAGUUAUUAAAACCCAGUAUGUAUCUCAUUCGGCAGAUAUUUGUAUGGCUCCACAUAUCUUUCUACUGUUUAUAUUAUUGCUUUAAAUUCUGAAUGUUUUGAUUGUAUUGUAUCAUUGUAGCUGUCAAAAGCAAUAUGUUAUUGACACAUCAAUUUUCAGUUGUGAAUUUGCAGUAAUUGCUCAUGUUGAGCAUAUUUGAAUUGUGUAUGUUUUCAACUUGUGUUUUUAAAUAUACAAUCAUUAUAUCCCUGCAUUUUUUUAUUUUGAAAAAUUACCAUCAUGUCACAAAAUGAUGCAUAAUUGACAAUUUGAAAUUAUAGAAAAAAGAAGAUACUGUGUGUGAUUUCUUUUUUUACUUCAAAUAUUGUGGAUGUUUGAUGUAAUUUCCUAAGAUUUGGUGUUGUCAUGUUGAAAAAUAGUAUACGGUAAUACAGAUACAGCUGUGAUGUAAAAACAUUUAUUUAUUGCUCAUGCAAAUAGCAAUUCAAAGGCAUGUUGCAUGUAAACCAUUUUGUUUUUGUUGUUGGAAGAUAUGAAUAUCACAGAGUGUUUCUAGUUUACCAGUUUAUCUUGAAUGUGUUUAAUUAUUGAGUUUGUUUUUAUAUUGUAACUCUGUAAACGACGCUUGUCAGACAAAUCUUAUGGUUUCUAUGGUUACAUAAUUAAGUUGAAACUAAAAUCUGGAUCCUGCGCCAACAAAAAGUAAUUAGCUUAUUGUGAUGAUAGAGAACCAUAUGGUUACUAUGCGUGCUAUUCCAGUUUGUUUUGUCAUUCCGAAAUUAUGGAAUCUAUGUUUACAGAAGUAAUAGAAAACUAAAAUUUUUCUCAUGUCGGUCGGUCCAUCGACCAGAUGGUUUCCGGAUGAUAACUCAAGAACGCUUACGCCUAGGAUUAUGAAACUUUAUAGGUACAUUGAUCAUGACUAGCAGAUGACCCCUAUUGAUUUUGAGGUCACUAGGUCAAAUGUCAAGGUCACGGUGACCCGAAAUAGUAAAAUGGUUUCCGGAUGAUAACUCAAGAACGCUUAUGCCUAGGAUCAUGAAACUUCAUAGGUACAUUGAUCAUGACUCGCAGAUGACCCCUAUCGAUUUUCAGGUCACUAGGUCAAAGGUCAAGGUCAUUUAAAAAAAAGUUAUGAGCUAUUGUCAUCACCUUGGCGUCGGCGUCUGGUUAAGUUUUGUGUUUAGGUCCACUUUUCUCAUAAAGUAUCAAAGCUAUUGCAUUCAAACUUGUUACACUUACUUACUAUCAUGAGGGGACUGGGCAGGCAAAGUUAUAUAACUCUGGGGUGCAUUUUGACAGAAUUAUUUGCACUUUUUAUACUUAGAAAAUUGAAAAUUUGGUUAAGAAAAAAGUAUACUUUUUGGGAUUGGGAAUAUAGCCGAAUUUCGGCUAUAAAAUCGGGCCAAAAAAAAAACCCUGCCUAGGAUCAUGAAAUUUCAUAAGUACAUUGAUUAUGACUGGCAGAUGACCCCUAUUGAUUUUCAGGUCACUAGGUCAAAGGUCAAGGUCACAGUGACUCGAAACUGUAGAAUGGUUUCUGGGUGAUAACUCUAGAAUACUUAGGCCUAGGAUCAUGAAACUUCAUAGGUACAUUUAUCAUGACUUGCAGAUGACCCCUAUUGAUUUUUUACUAUAUAGCCUUGCAUCAUGCAUAGAUUAGUGUACAAGUAGUACUGCUUUGUUAGUUGUUAUAUAUUAUAUGUUAAAGAAUAAAAGAAACAUUAAAUGGGUGGACUUGGUCAGCUGUAUCGGGAGGAGGAGGCUAAAUAUGUCCCGAAAUUAGUCAGUGAAAACCAAGAUUUGGUCAGGGAAAAGUCAGUGAAAAGUCAGUGAAAAGUCAGGGAAUUUUAUUUCAUCAGGUUAGUGGCAGCCCUGAUAAACUACAUAGCAACUUCAUAUUUGGCUUACUGGGGAAGUUGUGCUUCUCAAAGAAAUUUGUUUAUUUUAUGCUUACCGGCGAGUUAUAGAGAAAUAUCAGUGAAAUAAAACUGAUAUUUCACUGUUUCAAAAAGUGAAACAUAACAGUGAAAAAUAUCAAUAUUUUUCACUGUUUUACUGUGAAAUGACACAUCAUUUUUUCGAAAAAAUGACGUCAUUAUUCCUGCGAAAUACUCCAGUUAAACUCUUUUACAAUGUAAAUAAACGGUGAAAAAAAGCAAAAAAAAAAAAAAAAAAUUGUUGGAUUCUGUGGAAAUCCGAUUUUAAUUCACGCGUGAUCAUAAAAUAUAUAAAUGUUUUUAUGAUCACUCGUGAAAUAAAAUCGAUAUUCCACCGAAUCCAACAAAUAUCCUCUAUUUAUUUAUACAUUAUACCGUGGCCUGUGGAUUAGAAUAAUAGUCCUAGUGGGGAAAGUCAACAUCAGAACCAAAUUCGUCCACUUAUCUUUCUUUCUGGAUUGACCCUGCUAGAUAAGGCUUGCAAAAUGUCCCAUAUGAGAAAUUAAUUUUACAAACAAUCAUAGAAAAGACAUUAUGGCAUAAAUAAUGGCUAAAAAGCUUUUAUGAUAAUUACUAUUAUCUUGAAAAUGGGCAAUAUUGCUAAUAAAGGACAUUGCAGAAUGUGCACACAUCAGGUUUGUUGGUGUUAUUUCAUGCGUCAAAAGGUGACUCAUCAUAAAAAUGACUUCUGUUGCUCGCAGUAUUCGAGGUAGAAUGUAGCUUUAAUUUAAUAAUCUGGUAAACUUUGGCUUCCUAUGAUGAAUAAGAGCAUGCUAACCUACGAUUUAAUGUUCAAUGUAAGUAAGGUAAUAUGCAGAUUUCUUUUUACUAUUUAAAUACCAGUAUUUAAGGACUUGUGUAUUUACAUUAUGUAUUUAUGUAGCUGCAACUAAAAUGUUCUAUACCAUUAUAUUUACAUAACAUAUAUUAUUUGCUACCUCAAAUACUCAUGCUGUAUCUGUAUCACUGAAUAUGUUAUUUAAUGAAGAAGAAUGGCUCCCAAUUGCACUUGUCACCUGGUGAUCAACUACUCACUGUAAUAAUUAUGCAACCAAGGAUAUCAAUAUCUUAUUCUAGGAAUAUUAUUUUUGGAAUCAUUUAAUGGACUCACUGAUUAAUGUUUUAUACCAAUAUAAAGAAGUGAAACUCCAGUUGUUUCAGCAGUAUUGCAUUCCUAUUAUAACCACAUUCAUGGUCCUUUAUUCAUGGCAAGUAACCAAUUGCCAAAACAGUAAGGCAACAUACGAAACAACAUACACACCUAGUAGAAUAAAGCUGGGGUCACCGUCUUGGAACCGCUCAUCAUCAGCAAUUUUCACAUAUAAAAUUUAAUGUAAAUAUUCCAGGUCAUCAAAUUGUUUUAUGUAUACAUGUAUAUAUCUUAUACUUAUGCUGUAAAAUGGAUGUGUAAAUCUUGUACUUUGAGGUAAUUGAAAAUAAUGUGAAAAAUAAUAAGAUCAAAUUAUCUUAUGUAUUUAUUUUAUGUAAUUUCAUGUAUUCAUGUUUUCUGUUUAGUAAGUAUGAUCUGCAUGAACAGUUUUAGUUUUUACACAUAGAAACCUUACAUCCUAAAUCUAACUUUCUCACAUGUCCUUUCGUCAUUUAGAGCUUAUUGUAAUUUAUUGUCCUUUGGCAGUAAGUUAUUAAAACCCAGUAUGUAUCUCAUUCGGCAGAUAUUUGUAUUGCUCCACAUAUCUUUCUACUGUUUAUAUUAUUGCUUUAUAUUCUGAAUGUUUUGAUUGUAUUGUAUCAUUGUAGCUGUCAAAAGCAAUAUGUUAUUGACACAUCAAUUUUCAGUUGUGAAUUUGCAGUAAUUGCUCAUGUUGAGCAUAUUUGAAUUGUGUAUGUUUUCAACUUGUGUUUUUAAAUAUACAAUCCUUAUAUGUCUGCAUUGUUUUAUUUUGAAAAAUUACCAUCAUGUCACAAAAUGAUGCAUAAUUGACAAUUUGAAAUUAUAGAAAAAAGAAGAUACUGUGUGUGAUUUCUUUUUUUACUUCAAAUAUUGUGGAUGUUUGAUGUAAUUUCCUAAGAUUUGAUGUUGUCAUGUUAAAAAAUAGUAUAAUACAGAUGCAGCUGUGAUGUAAAAACAUUUAUUUAUUGCUCAUGCAAAUAGCAAUUCAAAGGCAUGUUGCAUGUAAACCAUUUUGUUUUUGUUGUUGGAAGAUAUGAAUAUCACAGAGUGUUUCUAGUUUACCAGUUUAUCUUGAAUGUGUUUAAUUAUUGAGUUUGUUUUUAUAUUGUAACUCUGUAAACGACGCUUGUCAGACAAAUCUUAUGGUUUCUAUGGUUACAUAAUUAAGUUGAAACUAAAAUCUGGAUCCUGCGCCAACAAAAAGUAAUUAGCUUAUUGUGAUGAUAGAGAACCAUAUGGUUACUAUGCGUGCUAUUCCAGUUUGUUUUGUCAUUCCGAAAUUAUGGAAUCUAUGUUUACAGAAGUAAUAGAAAACUAAAAUUUUUCUCAUGUCGGUCGGUCCAUCGACCAGAUGGUUUCCGGAUGAUAACUCAAGAACGCUUACGCCUAGGAUUAUGAAACUUUAUAGGUACAUUGAUCAUGACUAGCAGAUGACCCCUAUUGAUUUUGAGGUCACUAGGUCAAAUGUCAAGGUCACGGUGACCCGAAAUAGUAAAAUGGUUUCCGGAUGAUAACUCAAGAACGCUUAUGCCUAGGAUCAUGAAACUUCAUAGGUACAUUGAUCAUGACUCGCAGAUGACCCCUAUCGAUUUUCAGGUCACUAGGUCAAAGGUCAAGGUCACGGUGACCCGAAAUAGUAAAAUGGUUUCCGGAUGAUAACUCAAGAACGCUUAUGCCUAGGAUCAUGAAACUUCAUAGGUACAUUGAUCAUGACUCGCAGAUGACCCCUAUCGAUUUUCAGGUCACAAGGUCAAAGGUCAAGGUCAUUUAAAAAAAAGUUAUGAGCUAUUGUCAUCACCUUGGCGUCGGCAUCUGGUUAAGUUUUGUGUUUAGGUCCACUUUUCUCAUAAAGUAUCAAAGCUAUUGCAUUCAAACUUGUUACACUUACUUACUAUCAUGAGGGGACUGGGCAGGCAAAGUUAUAUAACUCUGGGGUGCAUUUUGACAGAAUUAUUUGCACUUUUUAUACUUAAAAAAUUGAAAAUUUGGUUAAGAAAAAAGUAUACUUUUUGGGAUUGGGAAUAUAGCCGAAUUUCGGCUAUAAAAUCGGGCCAAAAAAAAAACCUGCCUAGGAUCAUGAAAUUUCAUAGGUACAUUGAUUAUGACUGGCAGAUGACCCCUAUUGAUUUUCAGGUCACUAGGUCAAAGGUCAAGGUCACAGUGACUCGAAACUGUAGAAUGGUUUCCGGGUGAUAACUCUAGAAUACUUAGGCCUAGGAUCAUGAAACUUCAUAGGUACAUUUAUCAUGACUUGCAGAUGACCCCUAUUGAUUUUUUACUAUAUAGCCUUGCAUCAUGCAUAGAUUAGUGUACAAGUAGUACUGCUUUGUUAGUUGUUAUAUAUUAUAUGUUAAAGAAUAAAAGAAACAUUAAAUGGGUGGACUUGGUCAGCUGUAUCGGGAGGAGGAGGCUAAAUAUGUCCCGAAAUUAGUCAGUGAAAACCAAGAUUUGGUCAGGGAAACGUCAGUGAAAAGUCAGUGAAAAGUCAGGGAAUUUUAUUUCAUCAGGUUAGUGGCAGCCCUGAUAAACUACAUAGCAACUUCAUAUUUGGCUUACUGGGGAAGUUGUGCUUCUCAAAGAAAUUUGUUUAUUUUAUGCUUACCAGUGAGUUAUAGAGAAAUAUCAGUGAAAUAAAACUGAUAUUUCACUGUUUCAAAAAGUGAAACAUAACAGUGAAAAAUAUCAAUAUUUUUCACUGUUUUACUGUGAAAUGACACAUCAUUUUUUCGAAAAAAUGACGUCAUUAUUCCUGCGAAAUACUCCAGUUAAACUCUUUUACAAUGUAAAUAAACGGUGAAAAAAAGCAUAAAAAAAAUAAAAAAAUUGUUGGAUUCUGUGGAAAUCCGAUUUUAAUUCACUCGUGAUCAUAAAAUAUAUAAAUGUUUUUAUGAUCACUCGUGAAAUAAAAUCGAUAUUCCACCGAAUCCAACAAAUAUCCUCUAUUUAUUUAUGCAUUAUACUGUGGCCUGUGGAUUAGAAUAAUAGUCCUAGUGGGGAAAGUCAACAUCAGAACCAAAUUCGUCCACUUAUCUUUCUUUCUGGAUUGACCCUGCUAGAUAAGGCUUGCAAAAUGUCCCAUAUGAGAAAUUAAUUUUACAAACAAUCACAGAAAAGACAUUAUGGCAUAAAUAAUGGCUAAAAAGCUUUUAUGAUAAUUACUAUUAUCUUGAAAAUGGGCAAUAUUGCUAAUAAAGGACAUUGCAGAAUGUGCACACAUCAGGUUUGUUGGUGUUAUUUCAUGCGUCAAAAGGUGACUCAUCAUAAAAAUGACUUCUGUUGCUCGCAGUAUUCGAGGUAGAAUGUAGCUUUAAUUUAAUAAUCUGGCAAACUUUGGCUUCCUAUGAUGAAUAAGAGCAUGCUAACCUACGAUUUAAUGUUCAAUGUAAGUAAGGUAAUAUGCAGAUUUCUUUUUACUAUUUAAAUACCAGUAUUUAUAUGGACCUUUGUAUUUACAUUAUGUAUUUAUGUAGCUGCAACUAAAAUGUUCUAUACCAUUAUAUUUACAUAACAUAUAUUAUUUGCUACCUCAAAUACUCAUGCUGUAUCUGUAUCACUGAAUAUGUUAUUUAAUGAAGAAGAAUGGCUCCCAUUUGCACUUGUCACCUGGUGUGGUGAUUAACUACUGACUGUAAUAAUUAUGAAAACAAGGAUAUCUAGGUCUUAUUCUAGGAAUAUUAUUUUUGAAUCAUUUGAUGGACUCGAUGAUUAAUGUUUUAUACCAAUAUAAAGAAGUGAAACUCCAGUUGUUUCAGCAGUAUUGCAUUCCUAUUAUAACCACAUUCAUGGUCCUUUAUUCAUGGCAAGUAACCAAUUGCCAAAACAGUACGGCACAAUAUGAAACAACAUACACACCUAGUAGAAUAAAGCUGGGGUCACCGUCUUGGAACCGCUCAUCAUCAGCAAUUUUCACAUAUAAAAUUUAAUGUAAAUAUUCCAGGUCAUCAAAUUGUUUUAUGUAUACAUGUAUAUAUCUUAUACUUAUGCUGUAAAAUGGACGUGUAAAUCUUGUACUUUGAGGUAAUGUAAAAUAAUGUGAAAAAUAAUAAGAUCAAAUUAUCUUAUGUAUUUAUUUUAUGUAAUUUCAUGUAUUCAUGUUUUCUGUUUAGUAAGUAUGAUCUGCAUGAACAGUUUUAGUUUUUACACAUAGAAACCUUACAUCCUAAAUCUAACUUUCUCACAUGUCCUUUCGUCAUUUAGAGCUUAUUGUAAUUUAUUGUCCUUUGGCAGUAAGUUAUUAAAACCCAGUAUAUAUCUCAAUUGGCAGAUAUUUGUAUUGCUCCACAUAUCUUUCUACUGUUUAUAUUAUUGCUUUAAAUUCUGAAUGUUUUGAUUGUAUUGUAUCAUUGUAGCUGUCAAAAGCAAUAUGUUAUUGACACAUCAAUUUUCAGUUGUGAAUUUGCAGUAAUUGCUCAUGUUGAGCAUAUUUGAAUUGUGUAUGUUUUCAACUUGUGUUUUUAAAUAUACAAUCCUUAUAUGUCUGCAUUGUUUUAUUUUGAAAAAUUACCAUCAUGUCACAAAAUGAUGCAUAAUUGACAAUUUGAAAUUAUAGAAAAAAGAAGAUACUGUGUGUGAUUUCUUUUUUUACUUCAAAUAUUGAGGAUGUUUGAUGUAAUUUCCUAAGAUUUGAUGUUGUCAUGUUAAAAAAUAGUAUAAUACAGAUGCAGCUGUGAUGUAAAAACAUUUAUUUAUUGCUCAUGCAAAUAGCAAUUCAAAGGCAUGUUGCAUUUAUACCAUUUUGUUUUUUGUUGUUGGAAGAUAUGAAUAUCACAGAGUGUUUCUAGUUUACCAGUUUAUCUUGAAUGUGUUUAAUUAUUGAGUUUGUUUUUAUAUUGUAACUCUGUAAACGACGCUUGUCAGACAAAACUUAUGGUUUCUAUGGUUACAUAAUUAAGUUGAAACUAAAAUCUGGAUCCUGCGCCAACAAAAAGUAAUUAGCUUAUUGUGAUGAUAGAGAACCAUAUGGUUACUAUGCUUGCUAUUCCAGUUUGUUUUGUCGUUCCAAAACUAUGGAAUCUAUGUUUACAGAAGUAAUAGAAAACUAAAAUAUGCAUCCUGCUCUAAAUUAAUAGUAUUUAAGCUUGAUAAAUUACAUUUAUGGUGAUCCUGUUCUAACCCGGUAGGGUACCAAUAUUUUGUAUGUGGCAAGCUCGCUUGAAUUCUUUUUUUUUAUUCCCAGUGGAAUGGAAUCUCAUUUUUAAUUGCUUUUCUGUACAACAAGUAUUUGUGUCUUAGACAUAUGUUAUGUAGAGUACCUAGCUGAUAAAGAAGUAAGGCGUUAAUAAAGUUAGACUUACUGGUA